CAAUUUACACAUACACAGAAGACUCCAAAGAGUUUUGUGACUUGAGAGUACAGCUGCCUUUCUAGACUCAGGAAAGGGGCAAGUGGGCUGGGCUUUCAAAAGGAAGCUGGUGGCUGGUAAGACAGCUUGCCUAGAUGGUGCAUCCAUGUGCUAUGCACACGACCCAGGUUUGAAUCUGGCCCCCACUGCUCUAGAGGACAUUUCAGUACUGUGGUAUCUUUCUUUGUGUCUUGCUUUCCAGCUAAAAAGGAAAAAAAACAAAAAACAGUAAGGUUUGAGUGAUGAAACCUUAGCAAUAAUAAUGACAAGAAAAAAGGAACCUGGACUUUUACCAGGAGAAAAAAAGGAUCAAAAUUUGUCAUUUACCAGACCUGCUGAAUUGGGGCCCAGUGCUGAGACAACUUUAAUACCAAAAUGUUGGAGAAGGUUCCUCCUCUGGGCAGUCGGUGGCUGCUUCCAUCGCUGAUAAUUUCACUGAUGUUGGAUCUCCCGAAGGCUGUGCUACAUCUCCAGCCUCCAUGGGUGCGUGUGUUCCAGAAUGACAGCGUGACUCUCAUGUGCCAGGGAGCCCGAGUCCCUGGGGACCUAUCCACCCACUGGUUUCACAAUGGGAGCUCCGUGCCUGGUCAGGAGCAGCCCAGCUUCAGCUUCCAGGCUGAUAGCAAUGACAGUGGGGACUACCAGUGCCAGACCGAUGGAACCCUCCUGAGCGACCCUGUGCACCUGGUGGUGCUGACAGACUGGCUCUUGCUGCAGACACUUGGCCUGAAGUUCCAGAAGGGGGACCCCAUCUUGCUGAGGUGCCACAGUUGGAGAAAAAAGCCUGUGUUCAAGGUCAUAUUCUUUCAGAAUGGAAAAGCUGUGAGGUAUUCCCGUCAGAACUCUGACUUCUCCAUCCCUAGUGCCAAUGCCAGCCACAGCGGGAAGUACCACUGCACUGGGUUUAUUGGAAAGAUGAGAUACUCCUCACAGCCUGUGACUAUCACCGUGCAAACUGUGAACCAAGGUCCUGAAAUUCUAUUUGUUUUCGUGCCAUGGCAUCAUCUCAUUCUCUUCCUGGUGAAUGGAGUUUUGUUCUUGGUGGACACAGGGCUCUACUUCUCUGUGCACAGAAACCUUCAAAGUUCAUCAAAGGACAGAAGGAAGGGCAAAGUUAGAUGACACAGGGACCCUUAGGAAACCUGUCCCUCAGCCUCACCUGGACAGCAACCUAGGCUGGGAAGCCUCACAUAUUCUUGAGUCUCCAGGAAAGGAAGGGCCUGUGACAUGUGGGCUGCAUUCCCACAGGCUCCAGAUUUGUGGACUCCAGAUGGUCAAGGCUCAGUUUCAGCCCACAGUCGACCAGGGCUCACCACCAAUGUUUCCCACAGGUCUGCAGUACAUGAACCCCCUUUUCUUUCUAUUCUAUUUGGUAGGACAGAGAUAAAUUGAGAGGGGAGGAGGAGACAGAGAAGGAAGGAGAAAGAGAAACUAUUGUAGCACUGCUUCACCACUCAUGAAGCUUCCCUCCUGCAGGUGAGGAGCGGGGCUUGAGCCCAGGCCCUUGCACAUGGUAAUGUGUGCCCUCAAUCAGGUAUGCCACAACCUGUCCCCCACCCCUGCUUCCUUUUUCAGAAUAAAUCUCAUGAUCUGA
This is a messenger RNA of Erinaceus europaeus (western European hedgehog), 1633 nucleotides long. RefSeq names its product low affinity immunoglobulin gamma Fc region receptor III-like. Bases 415 to 1161 code for a protein of 248 amino acids. The transcript is spliced from 5 exons. Gene Ontology annotation, molecular function: transmembrane signaling receptor activity. Gene Ontology annotation, biological process: cell surface receptor signaling pathway. The record is from RefSeq and is a predicted model, not a curated record. Lineage: Eukaryota; Metazoa; Chordata; Mammalia; Eulipotyphla; Erinaceidae.